UUAAACAAAUAUUGCUUCUUCUUUUUGUUGAUCAUUAUUUUGUGACUUAUUGUAAAACUGUUUGUGUAGCCUUGGCAAAUUAUUCAUGACAGUCUUCAACCCUGUUAAGUGCUUAUGAUGACUUUAAAACAGAGAGCUGUUAAGUUAUACUGGAAAUUCCUCCUUGAAACAAUAGAGCUGUAUUGACACUUAUCGGCGUGAGGCUGGGUCGUAUCAUAAAGAGGACAAUUAAAUGUCAAAGGACAACGUGCGGGAUGAAGUGUUUUUAUGCCCCGAAAAUUAACGUUAUAAGGACGUCCUACCAGGAACGUUUAUAUACUAAUGGGAUUAGGCGACUUCUUCAUUUGCCAUGUUUUAAUACUUCCCAAACUAUCAGACAUUACGUGUAGCUGCUUCCAGUGAUGGGGUCAGACGAGAGCUGUGUGUGUUUUAUCGUAGGGGGAGGUAUCGUAGUGGUGGGAGGACUCCUGGUCAUACUGUUACCAAUGAGCUUCAGUGGACUAGAAUAUUAUGAGUAUGGAUUUGCCAAACAGAAAAGCACAGGGAGUGUUAAACUGGAUUCUGUCUACUCGUUUGGGAAACAUUUCAUUGGUCCAGACUAUGAGUUCAAAGUGUUCCAGGCGGAUGCCCAUCACUUAACCCUACAAAACAUCAAAGCCUUCACUUCAGACCGACUGGAGGUAAAGGUGACAGUGCAUCUACAGUAUUACCUGAGGAAAGACGACCUGCCUGCUUUGCACAGAAGAUUUGAUCUGGAUUAUGAAAGUGUGAUGAUUAACAGUGCCAUUGAUGCUGUCAAAGGAGCUAUUACAAUUUACACCACCAGGGAGCUGAUUUCGGAGAGGGUUAAGGUGGAGGAGGAUUUAUUCAAGGCCGUCCGGGAACGUCUUGGGGGCACCUGCUGCCAGGCGGACUGUAAAUCCUGGCUGUACGCCUGCCCCCCAGGGUGUAAGAGUGUGGAUCGCUGUACAGAAAAUGACAAAGGGGUGUUUGCAGAUGUCAAAUUCUUCCAGAUGGGUCAGGUUUUUAUACCAACUGAUGUGGAGGAGAGAUUCUUGAGACAGCUGACGCUGAAAGAGGACUCUGAGAAAGAGAAACUUCUACAGAAGGCUCAGGUGGAAAGGAAAAUCACUUCCUCUCAGGUUCAGAAAAUCAAGAACCAGGCUCUAGAGACGAGGGAAGAGGCCCAGGCUCAGUCAAACCUCAUCAAAAUCACAUCCAGUGCCAACUACACUGUCACUAUUGAGCAGGCUCGUGGUCUGGGGCUGACCACUCUGUACCGUGAGCUCAACAUCUCCACCCAAGGACACAAAAACAGCUUUGAUUAUCUCCGGACUCUUAGAGGCCUAGAUAAUGUCUGGUUAACUGUCGAUUUUAACCAAAGGAUUGUGGGAGGAUUUGGAGGCAACUGAUUAGUUUGUAAUUUUUAGAAAUAAGUUUGUAAAUUAUUUACUGUUUAGUUAUGAAUGCAAUUGUUUUUUCUGUUUUGACUUUUGUGCUCUUAGAAAUUGAUUGUGGCUUGGCAUUAUAAUAGGUCAGAAACAGUCAUUACUUGUAACUUGUACCUACUUUGCAAAGUCAACCUGCAUGAUCAUUCUUUUCCUCUGGAAAGUUAAUACAUUAAAUUGAAGGACUAUUUGCGGCAUUAUGCAUUUUUGCCACAGGGGCCAAGCCCGUUUUAACAUUAAUUUCAAUGUAACCAUAAAUAAAGAUUUAUGGUUACAUUGAAAUUAAUGUUAAAACAGGUUUGGCCCCUGUGAUUUUUGCAAGUUUUAUAAAAAGCUUUAAAAAUAAAGUGGAAGAUAUUUGAAGUCAUAUUGAAAAUAAGUAUGUAAAAGGUUAUCACCACAGUGAUGUCAUAAUGUAGAAACGACUUCAUGAAGAUUGUCUUAUUUUGAUAAAUUGAUGUUUUGUAGCAAAAUAUCGGUGUUUUUCAAUUUUUUUUCCACUGGGAUACAUCGAGCGCAGGCUUGCUCAGGUACCAUUUUUUAGUAUAAUGUGUAAAAUUUUAUGGAGAAUAACGUGUUAAAAUCACACUUGUGUAGACCUGCGCUCUAUACUAAAGAAAAAAUGAGAAUAUUUUCAAAAAUUUUGUUUGCAUAAUUGUUGGAAUUUAGUUACUUAGGUAACAUCAUAGAUAAACAGUGAAUGAGCAUUGAUGACUAAAAUCAAGAUUAAAGUGAUAGGCAUCCUCUGUAUAAUGACUUAUGAAGAUUUGAUAUUUAUACGAUACUACGUAAUUGAUUACAUUUGGGGGCAGAUAUUUGACCAUACCAAAUAUAGUCCUUUUUUCAGGUUACGUAAAAUGGUCAGUGUUGACAUAAGAGUAGUGCAUUGAAUUUUACAAACUAAGAGUGAUCAACAGUGGUGCUGUAUACAUGUAUAUGAUUAAUUUACUUAUCAUUUCAUCAGUAGAUGCAAUAACCCUAUUUAAAGAAAGAUAACUCUAAUUGAUCAAUUAUAAAUUUCUGUAAACGUUUACCCAACAUAGUUAUGAUGGGCAUUUUAAUCAUAAUUCCAUCUCUUCUUUCAAAAGCAUCAAUGAUAU
Molecule: messenger RNA, 2548 nt
Organism: Magallana angulata
Lineage: Eukaryota; Metazoa; Mollusca; Bivalvia; Ostreida; Ostreidae
Exons: 7
Coding region: 402-1412 (336 amino acids)
Source: RefSeq, a predicted model, not a curated record